Molecule: messenger RNA, 2502 nt
Organism: Cladocopium goreaui
Lineage: Eukaryota; Dinophyceae; Suessiales; Symbiodiniaceae
Source: the annotation of a GenBank genome assembly
AUGUCUCCUUUCAAACCGAUACUGUACCUACUUCUAACUGCCAUCAGUGGCAGAACGGAUGCGAAAAGUGCAUCUCAUUGGGAUGAAACAGCUGCACUUCAGCUUGCCCUCACAGGCACGGAGCCGCCGAUCCAUCGUCGGUCCAAGGUCUUCUACUACCCCUUGCCUAAGUAUUUGGAGGGUGGCAUUUUGGACUUCCAGAUCGUGGAAAGCACAGAGCCAGUGAUACUUCACCGGGUUUGGGGCGGACCAGCGAAACGCUGCGGAUAUUGGUGGACUUUACCGCAUGCCUUGGCAAUAGCGUCCCACACUGGAAAUUUGUGGUGGGCCAGGGCAACUCUGACGGUUUCCCCCAUUCAACCCUCGGAUCAAACUGAUCAACAGAAUUUUGACUUGCGGCUUCCAAUGGUUGACCGUUGUGUAGCGCACGUCCCAUCUUCGGAGCUGCAAGAUGUGGGCCACGAAAUGACUGGCCAACUGAGUGGCAGCGAUGACUUGGAGGUGCAAAUUCAGAUGCGGCCUUGGGACAGCGACGAGAGCCAAAAGAGUGCAGAAAAUGAAGCUGCAGAAGAUGAAGUCAUUCGGACAGAAACCGACCACCAGAUCCGCCAGUUGAUGCCCAAGGUGGUCAAGAGCAUUGCGCAGAUGGAUGUAACUCACCCUGAAGUCUUGAGAACCGCACGGGCACAUCAGGCUUUCCAGCACUUUGCAGCAGCACUGCGUGUUGGAUCUGAUGGAGACUUUUACUACAAGAGUCGCAAGAGUCAUAAGAUCUCAACCUUUUGGAUCUCCUUCUACAAUGGCACUGCUGCUGUGUCAUUGGGCUUGCUCACAGGUGUCCUCAUGAUGGUGCUUUUCUGUUUCGGACAGCUUCCGGGCUUUUCCUGUUGCUGGCAUGACAUCAGAUGGUCCACCUGGUCACUUUGUUCGGGGCUUCUGGUCACCAGUUUGGUGGCCAUGUUUUGGCGACCGCAGACACAAGUCUUCUUCGACCGAAUUUGCGUCAGCCAGGUAGAGAAUGACUUGAAAACUCAGGCCAUUUUUAGCUUGGCGGGGCUGCUGAAAAGUUCCGACCAAAUGCUAAUCCUCUGGGACCCAACAUGGACACAGCGAUUGUGGUGUUUGUUCGAACUGGCCGCCUUUUUGCAAAGCCGUAAGACACGGAAACAAGCCUUGAUUGUCAGGUUGCUUUUCAUGGACCUUACUGCCAGCUUUGUGCCCAUGUCAUUCCAAGAACAAGAACUUGAGUUCUGGCAGCGGCACCGCCAUGCUACAUCCAUUUUCAUUCAAGGCGGUAUCCUGAGCCUUUCAAUUUGUAAUUGUUUGCUGGCAGCGAUGUUGAAGGCCCUAUUGAAGAGGUCCCAGGAAAUGUUCAAAGGGUUGAAUGUUGAGAUGCGUGCCCAAAGAUGCUGUGGUCAGAUUGGAAUGGGUCAAGAAGGUGCUGUGCACAGCGCCAGCGGAAGCGCUAUCAGCCGCGGUGCCAAAGGGCAGCUCAGCCUGAGGUGGCCUCGUGCGUUUGGUGCCCGCACGGAAGGCAAAGGUUUGGCUUUGCGGCUGACAUUCAGCAGCUACAUGCCGAGCGGCGAGCAGCGGCAAAGGUCGAAUUAUGCAGAUGUGAAGCCUCAAGACUCAAUGACUACCGAUGCGGCCCCAAUUCUUCCGGAGAAGCUCCGAAAGGCUGAGCCACAGCAGCUGUGCGACGCCCUGCGGCAUGCCUAUGAGAAGAAUCCAGAAGAAAUGCCAGAGGUCGUAGAGGCUGUCCUGCAAUACGCAGAAGCUAAGAAGACCAAGUCCGAGCCAAUGAAGGUGAUUGAUGACCUUUGUGGCCGCUGGGAAGCUGUUUGGAGUGGCGCUUUCACCCCGCUCAAUCGUUUGGGGGUGCCAAGACAAUCACUGUGGGUUGAGGUGACCGCUGGAAAAGAUGGGGAGCCUCCUGUGGCAACGGCGCAUAGCGGGUUGCCCCUGGUAUUAUUUGGUGCUUAUUUGUGGACCUCCUGUGCUGGAGAUUUGCUGGAUGUGGAAAGCUCUGGGGGAAACCAGGUGCUUAUCAAAUUCACAAGAUACUGGAUAGACAUUGGUCCAGAGCCAAGAUCAGACAUUGGUCGCGUGGAUGGUGGCUUCAUCAAUAGCCGCCUUGCAGCUUUCGGUGCCGCCUUGGUGACGCCGGUGCUGUUGGAAUUUGGCGCCUUGAAGUGGCUGCUGGAACGCUUUGGCUUCGAACGCGUCUUCGAAGUGGAGGUUCCAAGUCCUGAAGCUCCCGAGAAGAAGGUGAAGUUACAGGCAUCCCUGGAGCUUUACCUGACCUUGCUGGCCCGUGUGGCAUUUCCUGAUAGCCUGUCCACCUGUCCCAUUCCCUUUCUGGAUGUGAAGGAAGGCCUCUGCGUGUACGAGAUUCCAAUGCUGGGUCCUUUGGGCGAUUUGCCACUUCACCCGGGUGGCAACAGCGCUACGCUGGUGGCGCGAAAGCUCUCGGAUGAUGAGCCUGUGCUGUUGAUGCGCUGA